Molecule: messenger RNA, 611 nt
Organism: Dama dama (fallow deer)
Lineage: Eukaryota; Metazoa; Chordata; Mammalia; Artiodactyla; Cervidae
Product: stathmin-like
Exons: 1
Coding region: 54-611 (185 amino acids)
Biological process (GO): microtubule depolymerization; regulation of microtubule polymerization or depolymerization; neuron projection development
Cellular component (GO): cytoplasm; neuron projection
Molecular function (GO): tubulin binding
Source: RefSeq, a predicted model, not a curated record
CUUGCCAGUGAAUCGUGUAGAGUACACUGCCAGUCUCUUGUCUUCUCUUCAUCAUGGCUGCUUCUGAUAUCCAGGUGAAGGAACUGGAGAGGCGUGCCUCAGGCCAGGCUUUUGAGCUGAUUCUCAGCCCUCGAUCAAAAGAAUCUGUCCCAGAAUUUCCCCUUUCCCCUCCUAAGAAGAAGGCUCUUUCCCUGGAGGAAAUUCAGAAGAAAUUAGAAGCUGCAGAAGAAAGACGCAAGUCCCAUGAAGCUGAGGUCUUGAAGCAGCUUGCUGAGAAACGGGAGCACAAGAAAGAAGUGCUUCAGAAAGCGAUAGAGGAGAACACCACCUUCAGUAAAAUGGCGGAAGAGAAGCUGACCCACAAGAUGGAAGCCAACAAAGAGAACCGGGAGGCACACAUGGCCGCCAAACUGGAGCGUUUGCGAGAGACGGACAAGCACAGUGAAGAAGUGCGGGAGAACAAAGGCUCCAAAGAGCCUGCUGAUGGGACUGAAGCCGACUCAUUUGAUCUGAGAACUGACUUUCUCCCCAUCCCCUUCCUAAAUAUCCAAAGACUGUACUGGCCAGUGUCAUUUUACUUUUGUCCUCCUGACAAAUAUUCUAGAAGCUGA